AUGAGCGAUCAGGAGAAACAAAAGACACUGUCAGAGACAUCGAUCACUGAGAAUGAGAACAUCAACUUAUAUCCAAUCAAUACAACAGAGCCAAAGACAUUCUGGGAGAAGUAUAGUCCUGCUCGCAUACCUUGCUUCAAGGACUCUCUCAUCUAUGGCAUAGGUUCAGGAGUCGGUGUUACGUUCUUUACAAGCAUAUUCACUUCGAAACCGCCAAUGAGAGCGGCAGACUUUGGCGUACUCACAUUCUUGUUGGUGUCUGGCUCAUAUUGGCCAAUAUGUAAUUAUAAUAAACAGGUACAAGAGAGAAGAGUAAGGAUGGUUAUGGAUGCUCAGAUUGCAGAGAUGAAUAGAAAGACACAAGAAUCAUUACAGGAGAAGCAACAGAGCAGUAGUAGUAAUAACAAUAAUGAUAAUAGUAAUUAA
Messenger RNA from Acytostelium subglobosum LB1, 426 nucleotides. RefSeq lists its product as hypothetical. Gene Ontology annotation, cellular component: mitochondrion; mitochondrial inner membrane. The record is from RefSeq and is a predicted model, not a curated record. The transcript has 3 exons. The coding region runs from base 1 to 426 and encodes 141 amino acids. Gene Ontology annotation, biological process: mitochondrial respiratory chain complex IV assembly. Lineage: Eukaryota; Evosea; Eumycetozoa; Acytosteliales; Acytosteliaceae.